Messenger RNA from Fomitopsis serialis, 1164 nucleotides. Its product is annotated as Alpha/beta hydrolase family-domain-containing protein. Lineage: Eukaryota; Fungi; Basidiomycota; Agaricomycetes; Polyporales; Fomitopsidaceae. The transcript is spliced from 8 exons. The record is from RefSeq and is a predicted model, not a curated record. Bases 1 to 1164 code for a protein of 387 amino acids.
AUGCCUCUACCGGUCGCUCCUCCUCCAUCCAUGGACAAAAAGGAGCGGGAUGCAGCUGCGUUCGAGACCGCGAACGCGCUUGUAGCGAUGCGAUACACGCAAUGGAACGGAGAGCUCACAGCACCGAAUAGUACGAGACCGCUAUCGGUAUGCCUCAAUCGGUAUGUGAGACGGGAGGCAAUCGAAAACGUCGCGAACAAGGGUACAACGUUGUUGCUCGUGGCUGCCAACGGGUUUCCCAAGGAGAUCUGGGAACCCGUGAUCUCACAUCUCAUACAAGCUCAGAGACAAGCCAAUAUAAGUUCUCAAAAUCUCGUGGACGAAAUUUGGGCCUGGGAAGCUGUUAACCACGGCGAUGCGGCUCUAGUCAACGAGCAGAAUCUAAGCAGUAUCUUUGAUUGUCAGGAUAAUGCGCGCGAUUUACUCCAGUUCCUCUUGCAUUACUUGCCAGAGCACUCCUCCUUGCCCGCUCUCCCUACACAUCUACCUCGCGUGCCUGAUCAUAUCUCCCAGUACCGACGAUCUCAUGGCUUCCAAGAGCGGGUUCUCGUCGGUGUUGGCCAUUCGCUCGGCGGCUGUUCAAUAGCCCGCGCCGCGGUUGAUGUCCCUGUUCUUUUCUCCUCCCUGAUUCUCAUCGAGCCUGCUAUUGUACCCUACCCUCGUACUGGAUCCGCCGUCGACGAGCGCGCAUUCCCUUACAUUGUGAAUGCGCUCAAGCGCUCAAGUAGGUGGCCAUCGCGGGAGGCUGCUCGUAAAGCCUUUCGCGCAUCGUCUUUUUUCCAGACAUGGGAUCCGCAGGUAUUCGACAACUAUGUUGAGCACGCAUUGUGCACGGGUCCAGAAGACUCCUUUGGUGUCAAGCUGAAAACACCCCCUAUACAGGAGGCACUGGGAUACUCCGAUGUUCUUUCUAUGUAUGAGACAUGGGACCUUAUGGACGAGCUGGACGAACGCAUCGAGCUCCGCUUCGUCGUUUCGGGAAAGGAAGGCAAGAGAGAGGAUGGGAUACGCGAAAUGACUGUCUGGCGGCGACCAGUGAACUCGUCCAAUGUCGUUUUCCCUGACGCGGGGCAUCUGAUCGUGCAGGAAACUCCUCGAGAGCUGGGCCAGGAGAUCCGCACUUUCUUACAGUGCAAGUACGGACCAGCGGGACCCAGAUUGUGA